CUGUUGCUAGUAAUCAGGGAUUUUAUUGUGCUGAUUAAAAUGUGAACCUUUAUUUUCAGCGAAACGAAGAUUGAGUUGAGACGUUUUCAUGGCAUUCGCCAAUCGUUAGUCAACCAAUCAAGAAGAUGAACCUUAAAAUUGUUUCUGCGAUACUCCUAGCCUUAAUGGCUGUGGGUGUAAAUGAUGUCUCCGGUCAAGGAAUAAUCGUUGAUGCUGCUUUACGAAGAAUUUUGGAAAACAUUCGACAACUGAUGCGCACAGGAAAUCCUGAAACGGGCAUGCCCGUUCUGGCCCCAUAUUUCAAUGAGGAUCUGUUCAUCAAUGUGUCGUUUGGAGGGCUCUUUGAGUUCGAUACUAGAUUCACUCCUAUUCGCAUCGAGGGAUUAGAUGAGUUCCAAGGGCGCUUGCAGGUUGAUCUGUUAUCGUUGCGUUUUCCAUUUGAAUUCCGUUAUGACGACGAAAUAACAAUCAGUGGAUUCUACGAUAUGAAUGGCCGAAUGUAUGGCUUGAUUCCACUGUUCGGUAUCGGUAAUUUCUUCAUCAGACCUAAGGGUGUACAUUUGACUGGCGCGGCUACCAUUGGAGACAACGGCGAAGGAAUGUUAACUCUCACUGAUUUUACGAUUCAGCUUAUGAUCGACUCACUUGAGACAAAUAUUGAAGGCAUGCUUCUGGGUGGAGACUUAUCCGAUUUGCUGAACGAAGUUAUUCAGGACAUUGUUCCUUCAAUCUUUAGAAACUUCCCGGAAGGAAUGUCCAAUUUGCUUUCAGCAGCAAUUUUCCCCAUGGCCAACCGUUUCCUCGCUACAAGAACAAUGGAAGAUUUGUUGAAUCUCCUAUUCCCAAGAGCUGGUUAAAAUUUUCAAACAAUGUACAGUUGACCAUUAUGAUACAGGCACAAACGAACUGUUGAACGAUAAAUGAAUUUUCGCAAAACACAAA
Molecule: messenger RNA, 942 nt
Organism: Aedes aegypti (yellow fever mosquito)
Lineage: Eukaryota; Metazoa; Arthropoda; Insecta; Diptera; Culicidae
Exons: 5
Coding region: 126-857 (243 amino acids)
Source: RefSeq, a predicted model, not a curated record